AUGAGAUCAAGACCUAGUACCCUUGUGAGGAUUUUACCACUCAAGUUUUUUGGAGUGAUACCGCUUUAUUUGGGAGUGGAAGUCAUCUUAGGAAUCACUAUUUUGAACAAGGCCGGAGGAGUUUAUGGCUUUUUUUCAUUGAUCACAGGGCAUCCCAUUAACUUUUGGCAAUGGGUUUAUAAUUUUCUCUGUGUUGCUGUGUUGCCAGUCUACGUUUCAUCUUUAAUGAAUGUAACUACUAAGGGCAAUACAAAGAAGUUCUCUCUUUGUUGCAUCACUUACGUCUUAGACACUAUAAUUGGAUUGUUCUUUACGCUUCAUUUUGGCUUAUGGUGGUAUUUCACAGAGGGUAACGUUAACUAUGGAGAACGUUCCAGAACUUCCGAUAGUGUUGCAAUGCAUUUCAAAAGAGCUAACCAAAUAGGUUCUUCUUCAUCACAGAAGUAUACAGAACCCCAAAUGCCAAUGCCAACAUAUGGUGAAUCAUCACUUAGUCGUGAAACUUUUAUUAUUCUUGCUUCCACCAUCGUCGUCACACUUUUCCGGUUGUACUUCACAUUGGCUAUUGUGUCUUUCACGAGGUUAUUAUUGAAACAAGAAUCUGUGGCCAGAAGAAGUAGUGAACGUAAUGAAGUUCAGGCUCAAGGUUUUGAGGUAUACGACGAAGGAGAUGGAUGGAUAGCUUGGAUCAAAUAUGAGUUUAGACAUCUUCGUGAUGACUUGGAACACCAUUCAAAACACCUCUUGGAUCGUUAUUUUGCCAUCCAACCAUAA
This is a messenger RNA of Lizanozyma spartinae, 774 nucleotides long. RefSeq lists its product as uncharacterized. The transcript has a single exon. Gene Ontology annotation, molecular function: inositol phosphoceramide synthase regulator activity. NCBI's taxonomy places the organism in Eukaryota, Fungi, Ascomycota, Pichiomycetes, Serinales, Debaryomycetaceae. The coding region runs from base 1 to 774 and encodes 257 amino acids. Gene Ontology annotation, biological process: inositol phosphoceramide metabolic process. The record is from RefSeq and is a predicted model, not a curated record. Gene Ontology annotation, cellular component: Golgi membrane; inositol phosphoceramide synthase complex.